AUGCCAUCGAAGAACGAUCUGUUUUUCCAGUCGAUAUCGACACCCUCUCCACCUUUGCCGAAACCGCCUGUACGCUCUGAUAAAUACCCUGCUCCACCGCGCUUGCCCCAGUCGUCGCCGUUAGUCGACAGAGGGAAACGACGUCAUGAGAAAAAACCAUCGUUUGGGCACAUGUCCAUGCAGGAGCGAGAGCAGGAGCAAGAGCGUAUUCGCGCAGAGCAUGGAUUCCGUCUCCGACUUAUUCUCGAUAAGGCGUACAAACUAGGCGAGGGUCGUACCGCUGAAGUAUAUUUAGGGGCUUUUCAUCGUGAAGGCAACGAACGUCACGGAUGCCACGUUGACUGGCAUCUAUGUGCCGUGAAACGCGUGCAAGCUGAUCGUGAGUCGCAGCUAGCAGGGCUCGAGGAGGCAUUUGCUUUACGUCGCCUGGGCUCGCAUCCGCACAUUGUCAACCUGAUUUCUGUUCUGGAUGAGCUAAGUCUCAAUAAAAGCCAUCUUCAUCCAGACACCAGUGUCGACAACCCACCUCGUCUGCUUGUCGUACUCGAGUACCUCCCCUUUUCGCUCGCAUCGUUUGUCAAGCGCAAUCCACAGGCUGUCACGCUAUCGCAAUGGCUCACAUGGGCUCAACAACUCGCCUCAGUGGUAGAGUGGCUCCAUGGACGUGGCUGUGUGCAUGGUGAUAUCAAGAAAGAAAAUAUACUUUUGACCUCGGACCUAACAGUCAAACUAUGCGAUUUCUCAUCGGUGCUCUUUUCCAACGCUGCUGUGCCUGCUACUGAAGUCUACUCUGUGGGCACGCCUGCUUUUCGUGCACCGGAGCUGUUUACAGCUGUAAACUGGUCCCCCUCAGAAGAGCAAGGGCUAGCGCAUCCCGCUUUGUCUUUCACUAUUGAUGUCUUCAGCCUGGGCGUGGUUCUGUAUACACUCGCCAGUGGCGUGGAUCCGAGUCAGCGUGCCUCCUCUGUGAUGGCCAUGCGCCAGCGUCAAUUCCUUUUCUUCCGCCAAGAAGAAGAUGACCGCAUGGAGCGUUUAAACGAACAAGGCGUGACAUAUCCCACCAUUCUUGAAGGCGAGAGUGUAUCUCCCGACUUUAUGGGCUCACCCAAAAUCGGCGAAUCUUAUGUACAUAUUCCUGGAAACCUAUUGGCGCGCCUUUUGGAUCCAUCGCCUUUCCCGUGUGGCAUAAUCACUUCUGCUCCACCCCAACGCCCAACUAUGAACGCAUCGACAUCGUCUUCCACCAGUUCUACUCGGGCGGUGUCAUUGAAUGUGCUGUCGCGGUCAGAGUUCCCCAGUCUCACUCGGUGUUCGUCGAUGAACACGUCAAGUACGAUUGAGCGAGCUAUACGUCGCUCCAAUUCCGCUCACCAUCCGAAGGAGGAGAAAACCUACCGACGAGACGCAAACUUGUCGUCGCUUCGACGAGCGGAAAAGACAGAAGAUUCGAAACAAAAGUUUCUUUCUCUACCUAAUCAUCCUUCCCAUUUCGUACGGGAAGUGAUGGAUUCUACUCCGCCCUCCCCUACGAGGUCGAGCUUCGCAAUGGAUGUGCGGCCGUAUGAAGACGGUGCACCACCCAUGAUUCUCCCUGGCGGUGGUCGCCUGCCAGAUGAGCUACGGGACUUGAUUAAAAGUAUGGUAGCUCCGCGACCUGAAGACAGACCCACAGCAUCGCAAGUCCGCGCUGUGUUGGAUCGCAUUGUAUUGACUGAGUUGUAG
Molecule: messenger RNA, 1722 nt
Organism: Malassezia pachydermatis
Lineage: Eukaryota; Fungi; Basidiomycota; Malasseziomycetes; Malasseziales; Malasseziaceae
Product: serine threonine kinase
Exons: 1
Coding region: 1-1722 (573 amino acids)
Biological process (GO): protein phosphorylation
Molecular function (GO): ATP binding; protein kinase activity
Source: RefSeq, a predicted model, not a curated record